AUGAGACGUCUCUCCUGCUUGUAUUUCAUCGCUCUCUGGGUUCUGACGGCCUCCCGAUGCGCCGAGCCCGCAAGGGUCUCAUGGCGCCUUCACACCGAUUCGAGGUGGAUCGUCGAUAGGCACGGGCAUCGAGUGAAGCUGGCAUGCGUCAACUGGGCGUCGCACCUCGAGCCCAUGGUCGCAGAAGGGCUCAACAAGCAACCCGUCGACUGGAUCUCGAAGCAGAUCGCCUCGAUGGGAUUCAACUGUGUCAGGCUCACGUGGCCGCUCUUCAUGGUCACCAAUGACUCGCUGGGUUCGAUGUCGGUGGCGCAAUCGUUCUGGAAUCUGGGGUUGGUUGAGUAUAUCAGAGGCAUUCGACGGAACAACCCGAAACUUCUGGAUGUCUCUCUUCUUGCUGCUUUCCGGGCGGUUGUUUCAAGCCUUGGAGAGAAUAAUGUGAUGGUCAUACUCGACAAUCACAUCAGCAAGCCCGGUUGGUGUUGUAGCAACCUCGAUGGUAAUGGGUUCUUCGGCGACCGGUACUUCGACCCGAACCUUUGGAAUAUCGGCCUUGCUCGAAUGGCCAAGAUGUUCCGCCGCACCCAUAACGUGGUCGGUAUGAGCUUGAGGAAUGAACUCCGCGGCCCUAGAGAAAAUCUGCGAGACUGGUUCAGGUACAUGGAGAGAGGAGCGGAAGUGGUGCAUUCGGCAAACCCACACGUACUCAUCAUAGUCUCCGGCCUCUAUUACGACACCGACCUAUGGUUCCUUGGACGCAUACCAAUGAAGGUGAGCUUCACCAGAAAGCUAGUGUUCGAGCUGCAUUGGUACGCAUCCUCGAGCGGGGUGAUCUGGGAGGACGGCAAUGCCAACGAGCUGUGCAAGGACGCGACGGACCAGGUGAUGAGCAAGGCGGGGUUCAUAUUGAACCAGGGAAUGCCGCUCUUCGUGAGUGAAUUCGGAGGAGAACUGGGCGGACAAAAUGUGAAUGACGAUCGGUACUUCAAUUGCUUCUUCGCAGCCGCGGCCAAGCUCGACUUCGACUGGGCCUUGUGGACGAUCGUGGGCAGCUAUUACUUGAGAAAAGGGAUCGUAGGGAUGGACGAGCCGUUUGGGGUGCUGGACAAGGACUUCUCCGGGCCUAGAAAUGCUAGCUUCUUGCAAAGGAUCUCUGCCCUUCAAGCCCCUUUUCAAGGUGCAACUUCAUCAAAGCCUACGCACAGAAUUCUUUUUCAUCCGCUCACGGGUCUCUGCGUCCAGAGGAAGCAAGAUCAGGGACAACUGCAGCUGGGGCCGUGCAGGGAGCCCGAGGCUUGGACUCACACGCACUGCCACACGGUCCGGGUAAGAGGAACUGAUUUGUGCAUGCGAGCAGAUCAGCUGGCGAAGCCCGUGAGACUCGGCGCGGAUUGCACAGACCACGGGUCUGAAUGGAAGACCGUUUCGGAGUCCAAAAUGCAGUUUUCCUCCAACAUUGUUGGUAGUAAUGUCACAGUUUGCUUGGACAUAGACUUCAGUACUAAGACCAUCAUCACAAGUCCUUGCAAAUGCUUGAGAGAAGAUACUUCCUGUGACCCAGCAAGCCAGUGGUUCCAGUUGGUAAACACAACGCGUUCGACGCCGGCAAGCCGGUGA
Rhodamnia argentea is the source of this 1617-nucleotide messenger RNA. RefSeq names its product glycosyl hydrolase 5 family protein-like. The record is from RefSeq and is a predicted model, not a curated record. The transcript is spliced from 4 exons. NCBI's taxonomy places the organism in Eukaryota, Viridiplantae, Streptophyta, Magnoliopsida, Myrtales, Myrtaceae. The coding region runs from base 1 to 1617 and encodes 538 amino acids. Gene Ontology annotation, molecular function: hydrolase activity, hydrolyzing O-glycosyl compounds.